Messenger RNA from Lytechinus variegatus (green sea urchin), 8033 nucleotides. Its product is annotated as RE1-silencing transcription factor-like. NCBI's taxonomy places the organism in Eukaryota, Metazoa, Echinodermata, Echinoidea, Temnopleuroida, Toxopneustidae. The record is from RefSeq and is a predicted model, not a curated record. Gene Ontology annotation, cellular component: nucleus. The coding region runs from base 163 to 3099 and encodes 978 amino acids. The transcript is spliced from 5 exons. Gene Ontology annotation, biological process: regulation of gene expression.
UUGAGUCGGAUUUCACGAUUAGCAUUUCGCGUGUUGAGGUCUCAGAAAGAGUCUAGCAAAUGGCGUCGUAGUCUAAAAACUGUGACGGACUCGCGAAAACUACCCAUCCAUAUUCCAUUUCCGUGCCAAUUUAAGCCUUGUUUUCAAAAAAACAACAUCAAAAUGAGCACCAGCAGUGAUGAUACACAGUUCAACUGCCGGCUCUGCAACUUUGUAGGAACAAGCAAGACCGCAAUCGCAGAGCAUUUCCUGACAGAACACAUAGAACAGUAUGUCUCCCUUAGCAAGGCAACUCCUUUAAAAUCACCUAAGAAUGAAACAGUAACUAAAAAAGAAAAAUUAGAGGAAGGGGAGCAAGAAGUGGAUGAAUCAGAAGCAGAGAAUGAGGAUAUUACAAAUGAAGAAGAGGAAAAAGAAGAUGAGGAGAAAAGGUCCAAGACCUUAGACGAAAUUCUGAAAAAGAAACUAGAAAAGGAUACUAGUCCUGGAUUUGGCAGGGGGAUGCGGAGAAGGAAGAAGACCACUCCCAUCAAGUAUUCCAUGGAUGAUGACGAUGAAGAUGAAGAUGAUUGGUUACCAAAGAGAGAGCCAGAACCAUCUAAAACCAUCUACGUACGUCAACCUUCCAUACUUAACAAAGGACGUGGAAGGCCACGCAAAAAGGGUAAGCGUGGACGUCCUCAAACGCUUGGAUUGAAGAAGUCCAAAUUGAAGCCGAAGAGUGCUGCCCCAACUCCAAAACCACCUCCACCCCUGAAGCCUAAAACUGAGAUGAGGAAAAGGGCUGAUGAGAAGAACUUGCCAAUUCCAUACUAUGUAUUUAAUAGAAUCUUAGAUGACAGAGUGGAAACAUGGUUCAAACAUUUCAAAGAAAAGCGGGAAGCUAUAGAAAUGGUCCGUUGUGCCAAUGAUAGGUGUGCCAAUGUUAUGAGUGUAGAGGAGAUGGUCAUCCAUGAGAAGUGCCACGUGCCAAACCUUGACGGAUUCCGUUGUUUCGAAUGUGGGGUCCUCAGCCUCCAUUGGAACAAGAUGAGGGUUCACUAUCGAUCUGAGCAUGACCCUAAGCUGAAUGCUGCCAUGUGUGAUUUUGAAGGCUGUGAGAAGAUAUUCCCAUGCAUUGGCACCAAGCUCCUGCAGAGUCAUGCCCUCAAAGCACACUUCAAACCACAACUUUUAGCAAGACUGAAGAGCCCAGACUUUGAUCCGUCGGAGUAUGCACAAUAUAUGCUGGCCCCUGAGAGUGAAGCGGACAGACAGUCCAUUUUAAGAAAACGUGGCAAUAAGCGUCCUGCAGAAGAUGAAGAUGAUGAUGAUGAAGAAGAAGAAGAAGAGGGAGGAGAAAUAAAAGCUCCUGCUAAGCCAGAAGCAAAAAAGCCCAAGAGGAGAAAGUUCAAGCGCUACAAGGUGCAUGUAUGCAAUAUCUGCAUGGCCAGAUUCAAGGAUGAAGGGGAGAUGCUUUCACACAAGGAUGCACAUUACAAGGACAACUCUGAAGUAAUCUACUGUACAGAAUGCCCAGAUUACAACACCACAGAUGAGGAAGAGAUACGAAAGCAUUUGGCAGAAACCCACAAAAGAAUGCUGCACUUGCACCGCUGUCAUGAAUGCAACAAUUUCUCAACCAACCACUACCAUGACUUGAAGAAACAUCUUGUCACUCACACAGGUGCCAAGAACUACAUGUGUGAGUUAUGUGGCAGGCGUACCACCACGCCCUUCAAUCUGCGUAUUCACUACAGGCGUAUCCACGCUUCAGAAGAGGAGAAGAAGCACCACUGUAUGACAUGUGACUAUAAGUGUGCUGACAAAGGCAUCCUGAAGGAGCACAUCAAGCACAAGCAUGGCCUGCUGCUUAAUAAGGACAGCUAUGGAAGACCCAAACCAACCGCAACCUUUGCCUGUAACUUAUGUGACUAUGUGGGCCGCAAGCAGAAGAGUCUGGAAUACCACAUGCGCAUUCACAAAGAGAAUCGCCAGUUCAAAUGCCAGCUUUGCCCCUAUGCCAGUAAGACGAAGAAUAAUCUAGUACUUCAUAUCCGUACUCAUGAAGGGAUGCAGCCCAACAAGUGUCCUCACUGCGACUUCAAAGGUGCAACCAAUAAGAUUGUGUCUGAGCACAUCAUGAGCAAGCAUGCCAAGGUCCGUCCAUACCGCUGCAAUGUGUGCGGCUGGACAGCAGCAUACAAUGGCAACAUGUGGAAGCAUGUUGAGAACCACCAAAAGGUCCUUGGAGACCAGAUGCCUGAGUUUCCUGUCAGUGUCCUUUCCAAUAUAGAUGACCUCAACAUGCCUACACCUCUCCGCGCCCCAUCUGGCAAGAAGCGUGGCCAAGGAAAAGACCCAACCUCGCCAUCAUCGCCUACGUCUAGACCGAAAGUCAAGAGGAACCGUCAACCGAAAUUUCCGGAGCCUCCCAGCGGUGUCAUCCUUGCCAACAGGUCUGUGGUGCAGGAGGUUCCUGUGACAGUAACAAUAACUCACCAAGAAGAUGCCCCACAACAGCAGCCUCAUGAAGUAGCAGUAGCAGCAGCUCCACAACCUCCUCAAGCCCACCCACAAUCUGUUUCAUCGGUCAUCAAUCAUGAAGGAAUGGUCAUUCAGAUGGUGAACGUGGAACCAGCUCAUGACGCACAACCACACCAUGUGAAGGUCAGUAGCGACAACCAUAUCAUACGUCACCACCCCAUGAUAGAGUACAGUAGUGUGCCACCAGUGUCUGUCACCCAACAGAUCAUCGCUGCGGGUAAUGACAUGGCACAUGUCAUAUCAGAGCAGCAAUUCCAUCAACUGCAGCAGCAACAACAGCAACAGCAGCAACAACAACAGCAGCAACAGCAACAACAACAGCAGCAACAACAACCACCACCACAACCCAACCAAGGACAUCCUCCGCAAUCACACACCCCUCUUGCGCCACCUCCUGCACUGCACAGCCAACAGCCCAAGGCACCCUUGCACCCUGUACCUCUUGAGAUCCAUGCUGUCCCUAUUCACCCCACCACCCACAGUAACAUCCCGACACCAGUCGUUGAGCAGAUAGUGCGUGAUACAGACCAUGCUGUACAUCAUUUGGUGGCUGCCAUGAUGCCACGGUGGUAGGUAACCAUGGUUUCUCCUAAACAUCGUCCAGUUACACAAAAGAUUGCAAUCAAGUGCGAAAUGACUGUGGCCAAUAAACCAAGAGCAUUUUGAUUCGAAGACUGAUCAAUCUGUAACCACUCUGUAACCAUAAACUUUUGUGUUAAGAAACCUCAGAGUUAUGCUUUGGAAAGAGAUAAGAUAUUUCUUUGGUAUUUAGUAAUAGAGACAUUCAAGCUGUAAACUCAAAGAUUUGGGUGAUAUGUUGGCAUAGAUCUUCUACUAGUACUUUAAAUCAAGUUAAUGGCGUGCAAUCAUGCCAUGGGCAUUUAUUGCACAUACACAUGCAUCAAGUGUACAUGAAAAAUGAUUGAAAUUCUUGUUAUAAGGUCUGAAGCAAUUUUUUUAUAGUUUUGCUUUAUUCCAUUUAUGAAUACUACCAAAUUCAGUAUUUUCUUGCUCAGUAUCUUACCAUUUGUAUUUUAACAUUUAGAAUUCUUUGUAAUCAUUUGCUGAGGCUGAAGCAAACCAAAAAAAAGGGGGGGGGGGGUGGUAGGGGUAAAGUUUAAUUUCUAAUCAAAUCCAAUUGAGUUCAAUCCAGGAAUUGUUGAGUCAUACAGUUGUACAGGAACAAUACGGAAAUAAUUUUCAUUUACCAGUAUUAUUAUGUUUGCAAAAAAAAAUGUAGGCUUGUAAACAGAUAUAGUUUCAAAAUUUUGUAAAUAUAUGUCAUUGGUCAAUUAUUGUUUACUGAACAUUUUAGAAACCAUGAAAAUAUGGACAUUUUUACCAAAUUUUAUCAAUGGAUUUUGUCAGUUUAACGUGCAUAUUUCUCUGUAACUUUUGAAUCAACCCACAGAAGACUGAAGUGAUUCAUUUUUCAUCUAGGUUUAAUCCUGCUUUAACACCAGCUUGUAUUGAAAUAGAUGGGGUAGAUGUACAUGAGACAACCAAAGCACGCAACCUGGGCGUUCACAUGGAUCAACACCUUCAAUUAAAACAACAUGUUAGGAUUAUGACUCAAUCUGCAAUGUGUUCAUUGAGAAGAAUUGCAAAAAUUCGGAAUUGCUUGUGUAAAAAGACCACUGAAACGUUGAUUCACGCUUUUGUUUCUUCCAGAAUUGACUUUUGCAAUUCACUUUUAUAUGGCCUGCCUGAAAAAGAUAUAAGAAAGAUACAAAUAGUGCAAAACAGCGCAGCCAGACUUAUCAUGCGUGCUAAAGGUAAAGAUCCCAUUACGCCCUUGUUGUCGCACUUGCAUUGGUUGCCUGUACAGAAGAGGAUUGUUUUCAAGAUAAUAGCGAUAUGUCAUAAAACAUUAGUAAGUCUCCAUUGUACCUAUAUAAUCUGAUUACUGAAUAUGUCCCACAAAGGAAUCUCCGUUCUUCUAGCCAGAAUUUAUUAACUGUACCAACAUCUAAAACAUGUUCGUUUGGUGAUCGUGCCUUUCAGUUAGCAGCACCUGUACUAUGGAAUAAACUGCCUAAUAAUCUGAGGGCCAUCACAUGUACUUCCACCUUUCUUAAAUCUUUAAAAACAUACUUGUUCUCAUGUUAGAUUAUUUGGUUUAGGAUAGGUAUGUUGCAAUGUUUUGUUAAUCUUUCAUUUAGUAUUUAUGUAUUUUAUUCUAAGUAUACCUGUAUUAGACUUAAUUACCUCCUUUGUAAAGCGCAUAGAGAUUCUGUAGAAUAUUAUGCGCUAUAUAAGCAUCUACUAUUAUUAUUUUUAUUAUUAAUAAUGAUAUACAUGUAUGCAUUUGUUAACCAAUGCUCUUUUGAAUAUUCUUUUGCAUCGUUGGAAAUAUGAAGGGCAAUUCUUGUCUCCCAUUUCAUGAUCUCUUCAUGGUAACCAUCACAUUUGUAUAAUUUUGAGCAUUUGAGCAUCUGAUUGGCUACAGAAGGGAUCCUCAUAUUGGCAAUAUAACAAUCCUGGUAAAAUGGGCAUGUACUGUAUGACAGCCAUAAACUGCACUACACUAUUUCAUACUAUAUUCCCUCUUUUUGUGAGAGAGAAGGGGGGGGGGGUUGAUAUUCAUUAUUUUUGCAGGUUCAUGAAUAAACUCAUACUACUGAAUAAAUUUCCACAUAAAUAUAGAGGCUUUAGAUAAUUAGGGCAAGGUCACUUUUUUAUUCCAGUCCCAAGUGGCAAUAAUUAAAAAUAGCUCCAUACAUAUCAAAGGUAAAGGAAAGGGGCUUUGAGGCAAAUUAUAGGUCGUUCAAGGUCAGGGUUUUGGUUGCAUGGAAUUGCAUUAAGCUCUAUGUAUUAACAAUAAAAAAGUUUGGAUCAUCUUUGAUGUACCUAUUUGAUGUGCUAAAAAUAAUUGGGAUAAUGUAAGCCAUGCUAUUAUGAUAUGAUACAGAACAGUUAGUUCAUUGGUCCUUUACUGUGGAUUGAUGAGAUACAUCAAGCAAAAUGAGUUGAUUUAGCUGCAGUCUUGUUGUCUAACGUGAGAUUGACAGAUGAACUUUUGCCUUUGUUGGUCUAACCAGUGGGUUGACAUUGCACUUGCUACCUAGCUUCUGAAAGGCUUUCUAAGCAAGAAAAACCUGUAGAGCAUUACAUGUCAUCAGAUAUGUUUUCUUGACUUUGAUUGGCUGAAAAGCAUAUAGGUUCAGGCUGAUACAAUGGUAGCUGUUUGAUCACUUUGAUGAGUUGGCAUUUGCAAUGCAGCAUAUUAAAGAUAUUUUAUAACGAUAAUGAUCAGUUUGGAUUUUUAACAUAGGACCAACCAGCUUUCUUUAAUAAGUAUCUCAUUUCAGAAUUAACUUCUCACUUUUAUGGAUACUAAUAUUUUUAUUCACAAGGGAUGCUAAAAAAUGCAAUUUAAGUAUUUUAUAUUUCAGGAGGGGUGUAUUUUGUUCAUUAGCAAAUUAACCAAUUCCCAAUCAAUUUCAUUUUGUAUUUACCAUUUAUUCGAAACAUCAAAAUUACUUUAUAGGGGUGGGAAGGGUGACUAUUUAUGUUGGUUAUGACAAGAAUUUGUCACUUUGUUCUAUAACCGGUGUGUUGGCUCAUCAGUUGGUAGAGCGUCUGUCUCACAAUUGGGAGUUCAAACCCGGUCACAUCAGACUAAAAGACGUUUAACAAUUGGAUUUGCUGCUACCCUGUUUGGCGUUCAUCAAUGAAAGGGAUAGAGCCUUGUCAAUCUGGCGCUGCAGGGCCCACAACCAAUUGGGCAAAGCAAAUUUUCGGAAUAUUUCAUUUCAUGUCUAUUUCGAACAAUAAAUUAUGGAUUUUUCAUGUUAAUGUAAACUUCACUUAACCAAAACAUGAUCAUGAUGUGAGAUGUGAUGUACAUUCUACAAAUAAUCAGCAUUUUAACCUACCCCCUUUUCCCUCUAUUUUAUUUGCUUGUUUGAUGAUGUAAAUACUGUAAAGAUUUUUAGUUGCUAGAAGUGUCAAAGCCGUGAGUGAACAGUUAGUGAGAUGAUAUCAGUGAAAAAAAAAGAUAAUUGCUGUGUAUAGUUCUAAAUUGUAGUUAUAUUAAAAUGAAAGUUCUUCCAUUUUAAAAGUUCAGUAAUAAAUUAUAGUUUUAGUAGUUGUGAAUAUACAUGUAAUCUAGCACUUUAAUAAGUACUGAUCUAUGAUAGCAAAUAAUGUAUACAUGUUUUGAAAGAUGAAAUAAUGUUGAUAUACUUUUAUUUCUAAUCCAAGUGAAUUUGUAUUGAUACUGCAUUGUAAAUUACCAGCAUGUUUCAGUUGCAGCAACACAGUUUUGAGAAUUCAUUUUCACAGUGAUCACAUUGUUUUUACCAAUUUAUAUUGUAUCUGCUGUUGUUCCCUUUUAAUUACCAGAUUGCAGCGCUGCUAGAGAUUUGUUUAGAUAUACUUGAAAUGAUUUGUCAAUUGUCAUGACUUUGAAUUGUCAAGACAGCUUUGAGUGUAUCUCAUAUAUCUGAAGAGUGUUGUUUUUUUUUGGUGAAAAGAAAUACAUUCACUAUCUAUUUAAUUUUCAGUUAUGUAGAAUUUAGAUUAGAAAUGCUUCUAUGCAGAAGACACUGCACAAUGACAAUCGUAUCAAACAAUUAUGGUAUUGGUUUUGUAUGCUCCCAAAUCCUUGUUGCUAUUGUAAAUUUUCUGCCCUGCUUUUAUUAUUUAUAAUUAUCCUGGAGUGCAUUGCAAUGCCAAUAGACCUGUUUACCCAAUGAUGUAAUCAUGACAUUCAAAUUGUAUGCGUACUUUUAAAACUAAAAAGGUGUUCUUGACUGCCUGGAAGCUUGUCAGACAUAGCAUCAAAUAUUGUAUGCAAACUGGGAAUAAACAUAUUGUAGUGUACUAAUAUGUUUAUGAGAUACUAAUUGACUAGGUUCCCCAGGAAAAACACAUUUAUUAAUUUGAACCCUUCAGUAAACAAGCCUAUUCAAUAUGAAUAUGUUUACAUUUGUAAAAUGUUAUAAGAUAUGAAAUUGAUCAUUUGUUUUUUAUUGAUUGGACAGAGAUUUUAACCCUUUACUUCUUAUCAUGGGCAGAAAUCCCAGGGGGAUGUGUCCCCUUUACCAAAAAUAGUCAGGGGGACAUCAUAUCAAAUGUCCCCCACACUAUUUUUGGUCUUUUAUGAUGGAGAAAAAUAUAUUAUUCAUAAUUGAAAUAAUACAUGUAUUUUGGACUAAAUGGCCUUACAUUUUGGGUGAAAACUUUUUUUUUUUUGCUUGUCAAAUUUCCCAGCCCCUGGUCCCCUACUUUGGGGACAGAUUUCUGCCCAUGUAAAUUAUGAAUUUAAGUGUCAACUGCCAUAAUUGUUACCCAUUGUAUUUAUUUUAAAGGACAUGUAUGCAUUUUGUAUCAAAUGCAGGUUCAACAUAGCAUGGUAUUAGAAUAAUGCAGUAUGAAUUGAUAUAGAUAAUAUUAUCCAUGACCUUUUUCUUGUGGGUAUUUUGUAUGCUGCCCUAUUUGAAUGUACUGAACAUGUAUUAUGAGUCCUUUGCAAAUAAAGCCCAUCCAUUUCCCAAUCAAAA